CAUAGGUAGAGCUUGUCUAAGAUGAAAUGACGCGCCCCACUAUCACAUUUACGCACACAAGCAAAUUUAAUUGGUCAUUCAGUUGCCGGUUAGAUUCGAAGUUAGGAGCACGUGUCGUUCGCUCGCUAAAGUACCGUCAGCAUGUCUACAAAAAAGCAUCUUCGGAGUCAGUCAAAAGAAGUAAUUGCAAAAGUGUACCACCGCUUGAAAUACGAAGCGGAAAAUGGAGUGGAAAAGCUUACCGAUGCAAGAUGGCGAACUGCACAAGCUGUUGGCGUUAGUGAAUCCACGAUUACGCGAAUUUUAAGAGAAGAAAAACAAGCUACUCCAUCAAGGGAUAUGUCACAGAAAAUUUUCAAAUCGCCUUUAAAACCUAAAAGAGUGCGUAGGAAGUCUAAACUGGACGAUUUUAAUAUGGGUGUACUUCGAAGAACUAUAGCGUCAUUUCAUAUAGAAUUUAAUGAAUUACCAACAUUAAGAAAGCUUAAACAGGUACUGGGAGACAGAAUUGGUUUUGACGGCUGUAUAGAAACUCUGCGAACCAUUUUGAAGCUAUCAGGCUACGAAUGGUCGAAAAUAGAUGACAACCGUAAAGCUCUAACAGAAAAGCACGACAUACAAAUGUUGCGCUUUCAAUAUUUGAGGCGGUUAAAAAAAUAUCGUGAUGAGGGCCGAUAUAUCGUAUUCACGGGUGAAAGUUUUGUUCACACAACACACAUGCAAAAAAAGUUAUCCAAAGGUAUGUGGAUCAUAAUUGUUCACGCUGGUGGAUGCGAAGGAUUUAUUCCAAAUGCUAAGUUAGUGUGUAAAGCAAACUCAAUAAAUGGAGAUUAUCACGAUAAUAUGAAUCUCGACAAUUAUAAAAAGUGGCUCACUACACAGUUACUGCCCAAUCUCCCGGAAAAAUCGGUCAUCGUCGUGGAUAAUGCUUACCACAAUGCUUUAUUAGAAAAAACUCCUAACUGCAACUCAAAUAAGGAUACCAUGAAAAUAUGGCUGGCUGAAAAUAAUAUUCCGUUCGACGAAAACAUGAAGAAAAUAGAGCUGUACAAUCUAAUUUUAAAAAAUAAAGACAGAUUCAACAGAUUCGUUAUCGAUGAACUGAUACAAUGCAAAGGAUUUGAAAUUCUACGACUACCCCCAUAUCACCCGGAACUCAAUCCAAUUGAAAAGAUAUGGGGAAUGUUAAAAAACUAUGUCGCUAAUAAAAACGUUGCACAAAAUUUGACAUCCAUUAUGGCACUAAUAAAUGAACGACUCGAAACGAUUGAUCGUACAAUCUGGGCAAAUACGUGUCAGAAUGUUGAAGAGACAGAAAAGCAAUAUUUACAGUAUUUUGAUUUGGACAAUGAAUUUAUUAUUUACGUUGACGACUCUGAUUCAGAUGAAAGUGAUUCUGUUGAGAUGAGUGAAUAGUGUAAUAAUCAUUUAGAAUCACAUAAGUACAUAGUUUUGACUGUAACUGUAAUU
Molecule: messenger RNA, 1470 nt
Organism: Maniola jurtina (meadow brown)
Lineage: Eukaryota; Metazoa; Arthropoda; Insecta; Lepidoptera; Nymphalidae
Exons: 2
Coding region: 142-1416 (424 amino acids)
Molecular function (GO): nucleic acid binding
Source: RefSeq, a predicted model, not a curated record